This is a messenger RNA of Rotaria sp. Silwood1, 229 nucleotides long. The record is from the annotation of a GenBank genome assembly. NCBI's taxonomy places the organism in Eukaryota, Metazoa, Rotifera, Eurotatoria, Philodinida, Philodinidae.
AUGAGUUCGUCGCAGACGAGUAGUGCUUGUUCAUCUAAUGAACCAUCAUCGAUUCAUUCAGCAUCGAUUGAAGAAAUAUAUGAUAUUCCAAUGAAAGAUAUAAAUCGUCCAUUACCAUCUGUACUUGAUGAGAAUAAAGUUCAAUCUCUAAUGGAAACUAUUCAAACAAUGGAAUCUAAUCGAGUUCCUCCUAUUGAUGUUCUUUGGUAUGAAGCAACUAAUUCAGGAA